AUGUCCACCAUGAAAGCAAUUGUGAUGCACGCCCCGGGCGACCCCUCCGUGCUGAAGCUUGAACAGCGCCCGAUCCCAACCCCCAAGACUGGGGAAGUAUUAAUCCAGGUGAAAGCGAUCGGUCUCAACCGGUCCGAGCUAUUCACGCGUCAGGGCCUCUCGCCCAGCGUCAAGUUUCCCCGCAUCUUAGGGAUCGAGGCUUCCGGCAUCGUUGCUUCUUGUCCCGGGAACGAGUUUCCCGAAGGCGCUGUGGUGGUGACGGCUAUGGGGGGUAUGGGGAGGGAGUUCGAUGGUGGAUAUGCUGAGUACACUGUUGUACCGGCCAAGAAUGUCCAGGCUAUCAAGACACAGCUGCCAUGGGAGACGAUCGGGGCUAUGCCGGAGAUGUUGCAGACGGCUUGGGGGGCGCUGUUUAAAGCCUUGAAGUUGAACCGGGGGGAGAGGUUUCUGGUUAGAGGAGGCUCGUCGAGUGUCGGGUUGGCAGCUGCGGCGAUUGCAAGGAACCAUGGGGCGUUCGUGGCGAGCACGACGCGGCGGAAAGACAGGGAAAGCCUGCUAAAGGAAAGCGGUGCGCAUGAGGUCAUCAUAGAUGAUGGAGCCAUUGCAAAGAAGAUCACAGAGAAGUUUGAUCGGAUCUUGGAACUAGUUGGGACCACAACUCUAGAGGACUCUCUCCUAUGUGCAAAGGAGGGCGGUAGUGUUUGUAUGGCAGGCAUGGUGGGUAAUCAAUGGGAGAUGGAGAAUUUCAGCCCUAUGGGCGCGAUCCCAACAGCUGUCAACUUGACAACAUAUGCCGGUACUUCAGAAGAUCUCAUUGCUACUCCGCUGGAAGAUUUGGCAAAACAGAUCAAAGAUGGCCGGAUGAAGAUCCAGAUUGGGAAAGUGUUUAAGCUCGAUGAGAUGGUGGAAGCGCAUCGUGUCAUGGAGGAAAAUACUGCGGGUGGUAAGAUUGUGGUGUUGACUUGA
Molecule: messenger RNA, 966 nt
Organism: Amorphotheca resinae ATCC 22711
Lineage: Eukaryota; Fungi; Ascomycota; Leotiomycetes; Helotiales; Amorphothecaceae
Exons: 1
Coding region: 1-966 (321 amino acids)
Molecular function (GO): oxidoreductase activity
Source: RefSeq, a predicted model, not a curated record